This is a messenger RNA of Paraglomus occultum, 759 nucleotides long. NCBI's taxonomy places the organism in Eukaryota, Fungi, Glomeromycota, Glomeromycetes, Paraglomerales, Paraglomeraceae. The record is from the annotation of a GenBank genome assembly.
AUGCCUUUAGUCAUUAUCUCCGGAUUACCUUCCAGCGGUAAGACGACACGCGCGAAAGAAAUACUAAACUACUUCAAUGACCGAUUUAACAGAGAGAGGCAGACCAAUCGGAUUCAUUUGAUUAAUGAUGAAAGUUUGGGAAUAUCGAAAGACAGUUAUCAAGAUACAAGGGUAGACGAGCAACAUUCUCGAGGAGCGAUGUUAUCUGCGGUUGAGCGUCUCUUAUCAAAAGAUGAUUUAAUAAUAGCAGAUGGAAUGAACUAUAUCAAAGGAUUCAGAUAUCAACUUUAUUGUGUUGCACGUGCUGUUGGAACACCUCAUUGUGUGGUAUAUUGUGGAGUAUCGAUAGAUACUGCAAGAGAAUGGAAUACAAAGAGAGGAGCAGAAGGAUAUGGCUCAACAGUAUUUAACGAACUAGUCAGUCGAUUUGAAGAACCAGACGAUCGUAAUCGAUGGGAUUCGCCACUUUUUACUGUUCUCUCUGACGAUACGAGUGUUUCAUGUGACGCUAUCUGGGAUGCUGUAAUUGUACGAUCGCCAAAACCUCCCAAUCAAUCAACUGUAGUGAAACCAGCGAGUGAAACCAGUUACUUGUACGAACUAGAGAAGACGACACAAGAGAUAGUCGAUGCAGUAUUAGAAGCACAGAAACAUAAUAUUGGCGGUGGUAAUGUGAAAAUUGCAGGAGUAAAUCAACAAAUAUCCUUUCUCCUUGCAUCAGUCACCAUUUUGGCUUAUAUUCGUAUGUGUGAAGCAUAG